AUGACUGCCAACCUUCAGUCCCGCUCGGCGUCCAUCUCCACCACCGCGGACGAGUCGUCGCCACUCGUCAAACCCGGCUUUGGUGCUAAACCAUCCCUACGCUCCGCCAGCAUCGGCUCCAGUUUCUUCCACAAGGACUCCCCUGGCUUGUUUGCCAGUGCUAAUGACGCCAACACGUCGUCCAACUCCGUGGACGAUGAGCUGGCACGCGAAGAUCCGCCAGCAACCGUCAACUCGUCGUCCAACGCCGGCACAGACUCUACCAACGCCACCGAUUUGGACAUCGUGGGCGCUUUGGGCAACCUCGACUUGGACGGCGACUUCGGCGUGCCCAGCAAGGACAGCGAGCUUGGCGUGCCCCAGUUCCCGUUCUUGUACGGCGACUCGUCGUUCCAGCCCCAGUUCUACCCGUACCCACAUCCUCACCAGGGCUCGGUAACUCCCAACCCACUGGUGGGAAGCUUUGCUCCAUCAGCGUUUGGGCCUGCCAGCACUCCGUCGUCCACCUGGAACAGCUCUUUUGUGCCUUCGUCGGCUCCUCCCUUUGCAUACGGCUCUGGCGAGCCAGAAGCCCCGCUAGUCAGACCGUUCGAGUUGCCAGAUGACCACCACCACGCAUCAAAGGACCCUGCUGGGUCUGCUGACGCCACGGCCCUCCACUUGCCAUUUUCCACUCCUCCCCCUGCAUCGCAAGCCCACUCGUUUGGUGGCAUUUUGGACCACAAGUUCAGCGCUGACGGCACCUCUCCCGAGAGCGACCUCGACAGCUUUGCCGAGAACAAGAUCAGAACCUCGUUUUCAGGACCUUUUUCCGGCUCUGGCUUGAAUGGCGACGUCAAGCUCUCCCAGCCCCUUCCCCAAUACCACCACCAGGCGUCGCAACAGUCGUCGCACCAGGACGUUCCAUUCUCAGGCUUGAAAGACAACUUGUCGAUGCCUUUGGGCCCCAACAUGUGGAACCAACAUCCUCCCAUCAUGGCGGCCCAGAUGCACCCCUCCAACUUGAGAAACAACUUCGUCGAUAACAGAGGCAUGUCGCCAAUCCACGGACACCCCAUAAUGGGCUCCAGUUUCAACGGACAAGCUGGUGGUCGUUUUAAUGGUCCAAAUAAUGGUAACAACGUCAGAAACGCCAGGUACCUGAUGAACGAUGGAAUGAACGUCCACCGCAAAAUGCACAACAACAGAAGAAAGGGAGACGACGCUUCCAAGUACGCCAACUCCAAGUUGGAGGAUUUCACAGGCGAGAUCUACUCGUUGUGCAAGGAUCAGCACGGAUGUAGGUUUUUGCAGCGCCAAUUGGACUUGGGUCGCGAAGUGGCAGAAGGCUCUGCAUCCGCCCCCAACGCAUUGACCAACGACAUCGCCGCCACCAUGAUCUUCAACGAAAUAUACUUGAAGAUCAUCGAGUUGAUGACGGACCCCUUUGGCAACUACCUCAUCCAAAAGUUGUUUGAAAAUGUCUCGUCCGACCAAAGAAUCAUUUUGGUCAAGAAUGCAUCCCCAGAAUUCAUUAGAAUUGCCUUAGACCCCCAUGGAACUAGAGCAUUGCAAAAGUUGGUCGAGUGCAUUACCACCGAAGAGGAAUCGAGAUUAAUUAUCGAUUCUUUAUCUCCCCACAUUGUAUCAUUAUCACGGGAUUUGAACGGUAAUCAUGUUGUUCAGAAAUGCUUGCAAAAGUUGAAGCCUCAAGAAAACCAAUUUAUCUUCGAUGCCGCCUCCGUCAAUUGUAUUGAGAUUGCGACCCACAGACACGGAUGUUGUGUUUUACAGAGAUGUUUGGACCACGGCAACUUUGCUCAGCGCAAGCAAUUAUCCUUGAAGGUGGCUGAAAAUGCAACCACCUUGUCCUUGGAUCCUUUUGGUAACUACGUGGUGCAAUACGUGUUAUCCAGAGGAGACGAGGACUCGAUCAAAAUCAUUUUGGACCACAUAAAGUCGAACGUGGUCUCAUUAUCUUUACACAAGUUUGGUUCCAACGUGAUUGAGAAAUCGUUGAGAAUCAACAAGUUGUCUGACAGUUUAAUCGAGGUUUUGUUGAAGAAUGACGACAAGUUUGGCAUCAUGUUGAAUGAUGCCUUUGGUAACUACGUUCUUCAGACAAGUUUGGAUGUUGCCAACGCAGGACAAUUGGAGAGGUUAAGCCAGGCGUUGCAACCAUUAUUGCCAAACAUCAAGAAUACUCCUCAUGGAAGAAGAAUCAUGACCAAGAUUCAGAGCAUCUGUUAG
This is a messenger RNA of Suhomyces tanzawaensis NRRL Y-17324, 2229 nucleotides long. RefSeq lists its product as uncharacterized. The record is from RefSeq and is a predicted model, not a curated record. Gene Ontology annotation, molecular function: mRNA binding. The coding region runs from base 1 to 2229 and encodes 742 amino acids. Gene Ontology annotation, biological process: post-transcriptional regulation of gene expression. Gene Ontology annotation, cellular component: cytoplasm. The transcript has a single exon. NCBI's taxonomy places the organism in Eukaryota, Fungi, Ascomycota, Pichiomycetes, Serinales, Debaryomycetaceae.